AUGGCGACUCCUGAUACUUCAAACGAUAUAUCUGCAUCAAACAAUGGUGUAGAUGCCAUGGAAUCCAACUACGACGAGGUCGUUGAUUCUUUCGAGGCCCUCAAGUUGAAUGAAGACCUCUUGCGUGGAAUCUAUUCCUACGGUUUUGAAAGGCCCUCCGCAAUUCAGCAACGUGGAAUCAAACCAAUCAUCGAGAAUCAUGACACCAUCGGGCAAGCCCAGUCAGGAACCGGAAAGACCGCUACCUUCAGUAUUGCCGCGCUACAGCUAAUCGACUACAGUCUAGUUGCUUGUCAAGUUCUCAUCCUUGCACCAACCCGAGAACUCGCUCAGCAGAUUCAAAAGGUCGUACUCGCGCUUGGUGACUACCUCAAAGUACAGUGCCAUGCUUGCGUUGGAGGCACAAUCGUCAGGGACGAUGUACAUAAACUCAAGGCCGGUGUCCACAUGGUCGUGGGUACACCUGGACGUGUAUUUGAUAUGAUCGAGAAAAAGGCUCUCUUGACCAACAAAAUCAAGCUUUUUAUCCUGGACGAAGCAGAUGAAAUGCUGUCACGUGGAUUUAAGGGGCAAAUCCACGAGGUUUUCCGGAAAAUGCCUCCGGAUGUGCAGGUUGCGCUCUUUAGUGCCACUAUGCCAAACGAAAUUCUCGAGCUCACAACCAAAUUCAUGAGGUCGCCAAAGCGCAUCCUCGUCAAGAAAGAUGAAUUGACCCUUGAAGGUAUUAAACAGUUCUACGUCAUGAUUGACAAGGAAGAGUACAAGUUCGACACGCUGUGUGACCUUUACGAGUCUGUCACGAUCACACAGGCCAUUAUCUACUGCAACACACGAAGGAAAGUGGAUAUGCUGACCAGCAAGAUGCAGGAGCGUGACUUCACCGUGUCCAGCAUGCACGGAGAUAUGAGUCAGAACGAGCGUGAUCUCAUUAUGAGGGAGUUUAGAUCGGGAUCCACGCGUGUGCUCAUCACGACCGACCUUUUGGCCAGGGGUAUCGAUGUGCAGCAGGUCUCUCUUGUCAUUAAUUACGAUCUUCCAAUGUCACCAGACAAUUACAUCCACAGAAUUGGGCGUUCAGGACGUUUCGGACGUAAGGGUGUAGCCAUCAACUUCCUUAUUCCAGUGGACAUGGAGUGCAUGAAGAACAUUGAGAACUACUACAACACUCAAAUCGAAGAAAUGCCUGCAGAGGUAAGAUUAGUUCCCUAA
Molecule: messenger RNA, 1209 nt
Organism: Babesia sp. Xinjiang
Lineage: Eukaryota; Apicomplexa; Aconoidasida; Piroplasmida; Babesiidae
Product: Eukaryotic initiation factor 4A
Exons: 2
Coding region: 1-1209 (402 amino acids)
Molecular function (GO): ATP binding; RNA helicase activity; RNA binding
Source: RefSeq, a predicted model, not a curated record